Molecule: messenger RNA, 1428 nt
Organism: Setaria italica (foxtail millet)
Lineage: Eukaryota; Viridiplantae; Streptophyta; Magnoliopsida; Poales; Poaceae
Product: eukaryotic translation initiation factor 2 subunit alpha homolog
Exons: 5
Coding region: 156-1175 (339 amino acids)
Cellular component (GO): eukaryotic translation initiation factor 2 complex; eukaryotic 48S preinitiation complex; eukaryotic translation initiation factor 2B complex
Molecular function (GO): RNA binding; ribosome binding; translation initiation factor activity
Source: RefSeq, a predicted model, not a curated record
UUCGUUCAGUUCCCUUCCCAAGCACAACACCGAGCAUCCUCCUCAGCCCGCACCCCAGCCGCCGCCGUCUCUCCAAAACCCAAGCAAACCCUAGAUCCGCCGCCCCUCGUUUUCCGACCGAAGCUCCGGCGAGACCCACCCCUCCGCCAGCGAAGAUGCCGAACCUCGAGUGCCGGAUGUACGAGCCGCGGUUCCCGGAGGUGGACGCGGCCGUGAUGAUCCAGGUUAAGCACAUCGCCGACAUGGGCGCGUACGUGUCCCUGCUCGAGUACAACAACAUCGAGGGCAUGAUCCUCUUCUCCGAGCUCUCCCGGCGCCGCAUCCGCUCCAUCUCCUCCCUCAUCAAAGUCGGCCGCCAGGAGCCCGCCAUCGUGCUCCGUGUGGACCGCGACAAGGGCUACAUCGACCUCUCCAAGCGCCGUGUCUCCGAGGAGGAGGCGCACUCCUGCGAGGACAGGUACAACAAGUCCAAGCUCGUGCACUCCAUCAUGCGCCACGUCGCCGAGACGCUCGAGAUCGACCUCGAGCCGCUCUACCAGCGCAUUGGCUGGCCGCUCUACCGCAAGUACGGCCACGCCUUCGAGGCCUUCAAGCUCAUCGUCGCCGACCCCGACUCCAUCCUCGACGCACUGACCUAUGAAGAGAAGGAGACCGGCCCAGAUGGCCAGGAGGUGACUAAGGUGGUGCCUGCUGUCACCCCUGAGGUUAAGGAUUCUCUGGUGAAGAACAUAAGGAGGAGGAUGACUCCACAGCCACUCAAGAUCCGUGCUGAUGUGGAGAUGAAAUGCUUCCAGUUUGAUGGAGUGCUCCACAUUAAGCAAGCCAUGAAGAAAGCUGAAGCCUCUGGCAAUGAUAACUGUCCUGUGAAGAUUAAGCUAGUUGCUCCUCCACUUUAUGUUCUGACCACACAGACUCUUGACAAGGACCAAGGAAUUUCAGUUCUCACUGAUGCAAUCAAGGCUUGUACAGCAGAGAUUGAAAAAUACAAGGGAAAGUUGGUAGUGAAGGAACCACCAAGAGCUGUGAGUGAGCGGGAAGACAAGCUAUUCCUGGACCAGAUUGAUUCCCUGAUGGAGCAAAAUGCUGAGGUUGAUGGUGAUGAUGACAGUGAAGAGGAGGAAGACACAGGAAUGGGCGACGUUGACCUGACAAAUUCCGGAGUCACGGCGUAUUAAGUCUCCUCUGGUUGGUUUGGAUGAGAUUUGCUGUAUAGCACCAGCUAAGAUCUAAGACGUCCUGUUUGGAAGCAGUUCUUUUGUUAGGCCUUUUGUGGCUGAUCCCCCUGUGAAUUCACUGAAACCUGCGGUAUUCAUGUUUUGGGGUUCAGCUGAUGUCGGGAAAGCUUCUACUUUGGUUGAGCAGCACCUAAUUUUUCUUGGAAGUGAAACAAAGUUCGUUCUUAUACACAAGUUCUGUUAAUUUGCCGCA